Messenger RNA from Crotalus tigris (Tiger rattlesnake), 1439 nucleotides. Its product is annotated as GTPase IMAP family member 9-like. Bases 199 to 876 code for a protein of 225 amino acids. NCBI's taxonomy places the organism in Eukaryota, Metazoa, Chordata, Lepidosauria, Squamata, Viperidae. The transcript is spliced from 3 exons. The record is from RefSeq and is a predicted model, not a curated record. Gene Ontology annotation, molecular function: GTP binding.
GGGAGAGCUGGAGGGAGGACGAGACCCGCCCUUCUUUCCUUCCGGUCGGGCCCUGCUCUUUUUAGCGGCCGUCUCAAAGCGAAACCGAAAGGGCGGAGGAGCAGGCAGGCAGAGCGCGGUCGUCCUUUCUUCUGCCCGGAUCCCCUCCCGACUCAGAGACCCUGAAGAUCGGCGGAAGAGACUCCAGCUGCUGGCAAGAUGGGUGCGGCUGAAUCAGUUCCAGACCUGAGGAUCGUCCUGGUCGGCAAAACGGGCAACGGGAAAAGUGCCACCGGCAACACCAUUUUAGGGAAGAAAGCCUUCAAGUCCAAGAUGGUGGCCAGGUCCGUCACUGCCAGAUGUAAAAUGGCCACGGGGACCCUCCCGGAUGGAAGGACUCUGGGUGUGAUUGACACGCCGGGCUUUUUCGAUACGACAUACCCAACGCCGGUGACCCUUGCGGAAGUGAAAAGAUGCUUGACCUUGUGCUCCCCGGGUCCCCACGUCAUCAUCCAAGUCAUCCGUCUGGGCCGUUUCAGCCAGGAGGAGAAGGAGGUGGCUAAACUCCUCAAAGACAUCUUCAGCCUGAAAGCUAAGAGUUACAUGAUCGUCUUAUUCACCCGGAAGGAGGACCUGGAGGGGCGCUCUCUUCACGAAAUGCUGUCUGGGGAUGACGAGAGCUUUCAGGAGCUGAGGGAUCAGAUUCAGAGUUGUGGGAACCGGUGCCUGGCCUUCAACAACAGGGCGGUGGGGCAGGAACGGCAGGAUCAGGUCGACGAGCUGAUCCGGAUGGUGGACGAGCUUGUGCGCCAGAACAAAUCCAGGCCCUUUUACACCAAGGGCAUGAUGGAGGAGGACAAAGAGAGCGUCCCCGGAUGGCUGUGCAACAUCCUGUGAUCCUGGAGCUCCGAAUGGACACGCCCAGGGGUAGGCCACCUCGGCUCUUGGAUGACUCGUGGACUUCAACUCCCAGAAUUCCUGAGCCAGCCAUGCUGAGGGGAAAGGGAGGGGUUUCCAAGCUGAGCCAGCUUGGCUCAGGAAUUCUGGGAGUUGAAGUCCACGAGUCAUCAAAGAGCCAAGGUUGCCGACCCCUGGACACGCCCUUCUGGCAUGUCUGGACCGGAGAAGGUGGCCCUGGAUCCCUUGGGCUGCGCCAUUAUCCCAAAGGCGCGGUUUUCUCGUCUUCCCCAAAAGGCCACCGGACUGUGUUUUUCCCCUGAAGACAUUUCGCUUCACGGCCCAGAAGCUUCCUCGGUCCUGGCGGGUGUUCGAUUCGGACCGAAGAAGCUUCUUGGGAUGAGAUGUCUUCUGAGGAAGAACACAGAGAAAAUACAGUGGCCUUUUGGAAAAGCACCUUUGGGACAGCCCGGGCUUGGAUGACUGAGAAUCUCCAGAGGUUCCGUCAGAAUAGAACGGGAAGGGACCUCGGAGGUCAUCUAGUCCAUUCCCCUGCUCGAGCA